UAUUUAAUUCGCUCAUCGUGGUGGUGAUUGGUACCAAAAUUUCGAAACCCUACCUUAAGCCAUAAGGUAUCUCGAAUAUGGUGAAGCGCUCCAAUGACCCCAAUGGGAAGCGUUCUCGGACAAGAAGAAGACUCAGUGGGUUGAAUGCUGUUGGUGAUGGUGAUGGUGAUGGUGAUGCUGCUCAAGGCACCUCAAAAGUUAGGAAUGGGCGAGUGCAAUUGGGCACCUCAAAAUUUGCUACUCUUCUUCGAGUCAAGGAGUCUACAAGGCAACGGAAGCCGAAGCGGAGGGAAAUUACUACCUCCGUAGAGGUCCAAGAGUGUAGGCACCGGGUCAAAGAGUAUAGGCAGCUAAGGGGAAUUACUGUUUCAAGCCGCAAUGUUCCAAAACCCAUCAGGACUUUGGGUCGCACUCCGUUUCCGGAAUAUGUUAAGGAUGAAUUUUCAAAAGCUGGAUUCGUCAGGCCUACACCAAUUCAAGCUCAAGCAUGGCCAGUGGCUUUGGAGGGCCGUGAUCUCAUUGGAAUUGCUCCACCAGGAUCCGGGAAGACGCUAGCGUAUCUAUUGCCUGCAAUUGUCCAUGUAAAAUCCCAGAAAAGACUAUCUUGUGGAGAUGGCCCAAUAGUAUUGAUUUUAGCUCCAACCUGUGAGCGCGCUCGUCAAAUCCAACAAGAGUGUACUAAAUUUGCUGCAGCACACAUUUUCGCCUUACUCGGCGGUGAACUGGAUUGUUAUAAAAAUUCUCUUGUGGCAUGUGGAGUUGGAAUUUUAAUUGACACACCUGAGGCCGUGCUUCAUGCGUUAGAGUCAUGUCAUACAAACUUGCAAAGGGUCACAUACCUUGUGGUGGAUGGUGCUGAUUGGAUGCUAGCAGAAGAAGGCGUAGCAGAAGAAGGCGAGGACUGUAAGUCUCUAGUACAAGAAGUUCUUUCUCAGAUUCCCCCAGACUGUCAAAAAUUGUUCUGGGGUAGUAGCUGGCCGGAGGAGGCUGAUGAACUUGCCAGGCCAUUCCUUCGCGAUGCAAUCAAAGUUGAAAUAGGUUCUCCAGUUCUGAAAGCUACACAUCCAAUAGUCCAAAUUGUUGACAUCGUUGCUGAAGAUCAGAAAUAUGACAAAUUGGUAGGCUUGCUAGGUGAUAUCGCAGAUGGCAGCAGAAUACUGAUAUUCAUGAAUAUAAAGAAUGGAUGUGAAUCAUGUAGUCUCCUCUCUCAGAAGCUUUCCAAUGAAGGUUACGCAGUCUCGGUUCAUGAAAACGUAAGUCAAUCGGAAAGGGUCCAAAUUAUCUCUGGGUUAAAAGGUGGCUAUGUCCCCAUAAUGAUUGCAACUGAUGUUGCUGCUUGUGAUCCAGUUCUGAAGAAUGUGAAAUAUGUUAUCAAUUACGACUUUCCGGGAUCCAUUGAUGAUUAUGUUUACCGCAUUAUCCUUGCUGAGCCAAAAGGAACAGCAUACACGUUCUUUACAACUGCUAAUGCUAGGUGCGCAAAGGAACUUACCAUCUUACUCGAGGAAGCUGGACAGAAGGUUAGUCCUGAAUUGGAAGCACUGGCGCGUGAUGUACGAUAUCCAGCUAGCUGCAGGGCUGGAAUGCCUCUCGGAAUAGGAAGCAAUUUGAUUGGGAAGGGUACAGUCGGGUAUUACGCUACAAUAUAUCGGCAUUGUCCCGAGAUGAAAAGUUAUGCCACUUUCACUGUGAACACAGUCAACAAAAAAAAGAAACUUCAACUGCAUUUUGUGAGACUGGUGGAGGCAUACGAAUACUUUUCCUGCCUUCCUAUUAGAGUAAUUUAUCUAACUAUUGAGGCCGUUGAUGGCCCGGCUUGUGAAAUGAAUGCUUAUGGAGCAAUAGUUGUGAAAUGGGGGAUUACUCGGGAAGUGAAAACCGUAUAUUUUGGUAGUGUUAAACCCAGUGGUCGUAUGUCAGCACUUUUCGACAUCAGAAAGAAAAUUGGUUACAGAGUCUAUAAUAUCUGGCCAGAAAGCAGCAGAAAGCUUGACGAGUUCCCUAGUCUCGCUGACGAUGACUAUAUGAGGCAAAGAAAAAGAAAAGGAGCCCGCCGCGUGGCUACUGCUUAGGGCAUACUCGGAAUGGAUGGAGUAUAUUUUGAACAAUACGGUUGUGUUUGGAUUUACUUGGUUUGGGGGGCACGUCCUACAUUCCUGUAAUCUGUUGGUGAAAGUCACACUUACUUUGUUAAGUUUACGUGCGGAAUUUUUUGUAUAAAUUUGCAGAAAUUAGUCAGGAAAUUUCCAUAUUAA
Molecule: messenger RNA, 2255 nt
Organism: Malus domestica (apple)
Lineage: Eukaryota; Viridiplantae; Streptophyta; Magnoliopsida; Rosales; Rosaceae
Product: DEAD-box ATP-dependent RNA helicase 20-like
Cellular component (GO): ribonucleoprotein complex; cytoplasm; nucleus
Molecular function (GO): RNA binding; RNA helicase activity; ATP binding
Source: RefSeq, a predicted model, not a curated record